UUCCAUUGUCUUUUCUAGCCGCAACUAACAGAGAGCCUCCAUUUAUUUGACUACAUUUAACUUUGACAAACCCUAACGGAUCUUUUCUCUUUUCUUAUACCAUCUCGUGACUCUCCCCCCCAAUCAAGUCGGUGUCUCGGUGACUCUAUCUCUCUCCUCUGUCUCUAAUCUUAGAUAUCUUCAUUGAGGUUUUUUUAUAUUUCCUUUCUAGUACACAAAAUCUUUUGAUGCCAUUCUUAGUGUGUUGACCUUUUUGCUAAAUUUAGUAAACAAAGAUUUUGUCAGACGGUUUAGGGUUUAUCAUCAUCCUAUAGUGAAAACACAGAACAAAACUAAAGUUUCAUUUCCCAAAGUUCUAUUACAACUUUCCUAAAAAGGAAACCUUAAAAGCUUCUCUCUCAGAAUUUUUCUCUGUUUUAUAACUUCUCUUUUUUUUUUGGUAAAAUUCUUUGUUUUAACUUAAUUAAGAGUUAACCACCUCCUCAAGCCUAACAGUUAUCAGAACUGUACUCCUCUCUGUUUCUUGAUUUUCAACCGGAAAGUUCCGUUUCCUAUCGGCAGAGAAAUGUCGUCUUGUCUAAGCGGCGGCGGCGGCGCCACCUAUACUUUCGAGCUGAAAAUGAAGAAAUCUCCGCCGUCUAGAGCCGCCUCCUCACACAACACUCCUUCUCCGUCGUCUACAAUCUCCGAGUCCAACUCGCCUCCGUUCACAAUCUCCACAAGAAGGCCAAGGACUCGGCGUAAACGUCCGAACCAAACUUACAACGAAGCUGCGGCUCUUCUCUCCACCGCCUACCCAAACAUCUUCUCCUCCAAGAGAAACACUCUGUUUCUUGGGACUAAGUCUCCUCUCAGCGACUACGACCAAGCUUCCGAGUUACUUCUACCGUUUGAGACAAUCGAGGAGGAGACAGCUUUCCUGCUUAGUCCCGCAAUACAGACCAAACCGUAUCAGUUCUUGGAGCAGAAAGAGGUCAGUUACAACUCCUCGGAGGUGACUCGGUUUGAGUUAUUUGAAGAUUUCGAUGCCAAAUCGAUUAUUCUUGAUGAGGAGAUUGAACAAGGGAUAGAUAGUUUUAUGGGAAGCAACGAAUCAAAGGACGGUGAAUGUACAACGAUGCCUUGGUGCGGAAGCUCCGGAGGAUUUGAAUCCGUCGGAAACUUCCCAUUAGGGCUCGGAUUGAGGAGCUCUCUCCGUGAAGACCAUGAUGAUGAUGAUGAUGCGUGCUUGUGCAGAUAUCCCACCGUGGAACUCGAACACAUAUCUUCGAGAUUUCAGACCAUCGCAACCGCCGUGGCCGCACUAGCUGAUGACGGCAAAUCGGAUGCAACGGUAGCCGUUGAAAAGAAAAAGAAGACCAAGAACAAGAACAAGAACAAGAAGAAGAAAAUGGCUUCGGCGGAAUCAAAGAGCGUUAAAGAUCUGAAGACGGAGAAGAGAGUGAGUCUGUUUUUGAAGCUUAACUACGAUAGGGUUUUAGAGGAUUGGUCGGAUAAGGAGUCACCCUUCACUGAUGAGAUUCUUGGUGCUCACGCAACCGAAAUCGACAUUCGUGCAAUGUUGGCUGAGAUAGAUUUGUUUGGAGAAAGUGGAAUAUUGAGAGAAGCUAGUGUGUUAAGGUAUAAAGAGAAAAGGAUGAAUCGACUCUUCUCCAACUCCAAACAAAUUCGAUAUCAAGUUCGCAAACUCAGUGCCGAUCAACGACCCCGUAUGAAGGGACGAUUUGUGAGACGGCCCAACAUAUUAAGUGGUUUAAGAUUGUGAGAAGAAGAUUGGAAUCUCUUUUGUUUAUUCAUCAUGUUUGAUGAUCAAAGUUGUCUUUCCUUUUGUUGAUCAUUUGUUCAUUUC
Raphanus sativus (radish) is the source of this 1849-nucleotide messenger RNA. RefSeq names its product protein CHLOROPLAST IMPORT APPARATUS 2. Gene Ontology annotation, biological process: regulation of DNA-templated transcription. Gene Ontology annotation, molecular function: protein binding. Lineage: Eukaryota; Viridiplantae; Streptophyta; Magnoliopsida; Brassicales; Brassicaceae. The record is from RefSeq and is a predicted model, not a curated record. Bases 566 to 1765 code for a protein of 399 amino acids. The transcript has 3 exons. Gene Ontology annotation, cellular component: nucleus.